Chionomys nivalis (European snow vole) is the source of this 1489-nucleotide messenger RNA. Its product is annotated as interferon-induced protein with tetratricopeptide repeats 1-like. Gene Ontology annotation, molecular function: protein binding; RNA binding. Bases 11 to 1396 code for a protein of 461 amino acids. The record is from RefSeq and is a predicted model, not a curated record. The transcript is spliced from 2 exons. NCBI's taxonomy places the organism in Eukaryota, Metazoa, Chordata, Mammalia, Rodentia, Cricetidae. Gene Ontology annotation, cellular component: cytosol. Gene Ontology annotation, biological process: defense response to virus.
CACAGCCACCAUGGGAGAGAAUGCUGGUGCUGAUCAGGUCAAGGAGAAUCUGCUUCAACUGAAAUGUCACUUCACAUGGACACUGCUGUUUGAAGACGCUGACAUUCCUGAUUUGGAAAUGAGAAUCUCAGAGCAGAUCAAGUUCCUAGACAUCAUGAGCCCAGUGGGGAUGCACAACCUCCUGGCCUAUGUGAGACAUCUGAAAGGCCAGCAUGAGGAAGCCCUGCAGAGCCUGAGAGAAGCAGAAGCCUUGGCCAGGAGAGAGCAGUUGGGCAGGAGAAGUGUGGUGACCUGGGGCAACUGUGCCUGGGUGCAUUACCACAUGGGCAGCUUGGCAGAAGCCCAGAGCUACCUGGACAAGGUGGAGAAUACUUGCAAGGAAUUUGCAAGUCCCUUCCGCUACAGGAUGGAGUGUGCCGAGAUGCACUGUGAGGAAGGCUGGGCCUUGCUGAAGUGUGGAGGACGGAAUUAUAGACGAGCCAUGGCCUGCUUUGCAAAAGCUCUGGAAGCUGAGCCUGAAAACCCCGAAUACAACACUGGCUAUGCUGUAGCCGCCUAUCGUCAAGACUUUGAUGACAAAAAUAUGUCUCUGGGACCCCUGAGGAAGGCUGUCAGGUUAAAUUCAGCAGAUCCAUAUAUUAAAGUUUAUCUUGCCCUGAAACUUCAGGACACAGGAGACACAGAUGAAGCAGAAAGACACAUCAAAGAAGCCCUCAGCAGCACAUCCUGUCAAACCUAUGUCUUUCGACAUGCUGCCAAGUAUUACCUAAAGAAAGACUGCAUAGACAAAGCUCUCCAACUCCUACGCAAGGCCUUGCAGACAUCACCUGAGUCUGGCUACCUGCAUUACCAAAUAGGGCUCUGCUACAGGCAACAAAUGAUCCAACUGAAGACAUCCAGAAACAGACAGACCCGAAGGCCUGGCAGCAUUAAGGAAUUGGCACAACGGGCCAUCUGUGAAUUUCAGAAGAGUGUGAAACUGAGGCCCACGUUUGAGAUGGCUUACGUUUGCAUGGCUGAAGCACAGGCAGAAAUUCGCCAAUAUGAAGAAGCUGAGGCAAAUUUCCAGAUAGCGCUGAACAUGAAGAACCUCAGUGGGCACAUAGAGCAGGACAUUCAUUUCCACUAUGGCCGUUACCAGCAAUUUCAAUCAGAAGACACGGCCAUCACCCACUACUUAAGAGGUCUAAAAAUAGAAGAAACGUCCUAUGCCCAAAGGAAACUACUCAACGCUUUGGAGAAAGUGGCUGAAAGACGGGUUCAGGAGAAUGUUCGACCAGUGGAGAGCACCAGCCUCCUUGGGUUAGUCCACAAGCUGAAAGAGAACAUGCCCGAGGCACUGCUGUACUACGAGAGUGCUCUGAGGCUCACUGGGGAGAUGAACCCUGAGUUCUGAAUGCAGCUCACCUCUGCGAAGAUAAUGUACUCAUCACUGAGAUUCCAUUCCUCCUAACUGACUGCUUUCCCCAGAACUGCAGUCUUGCUGGAA